Messenger RNA from Fusarium pseudograminearum CS3096, 1929 nucleotides. RefSeq lists its product as uncharacterized. Lineage: Eukaryota; Fungi; Ascomycota; Sordariomycetes; Hypocreales; Nectriaceae. The coding region runs from base 1 to 1929 and encodes 642 amino acids. The transcript is spliced from 5 exons. The record is from RefSeq and is a predicted model, not a curated record.
AUGUCUGGCCGUCGUGUCCUUCUGUCGAGCCGAGGCAGACUCGCUCAAACUCUUAUGCAUUUCUGGCCGAGAAUAGGCAGAGAUCUGUGCUACCUACCCUACCAUCGUUUGGUAACAUUUGUACUUGUGCUCGGUGCUAUUGCCAGAGUGUCGUUCAUUGGGUUUCCGCCGAGUACUGCCAUUUCUUCGUUGCUAUUGGGAAUUACCAAAGCCUUAUCUUGGACAUACACUGCCCAAAGCGCCUACUACACAUCCUGGAGUCUAGCAGCAAUGCUGUCGUCCUUCAGUCUACUCUCUACCCGUAAUCCAUUUAGCCUCCCGUCCGACAGCCAGGCUCUAUCACACGUACUUGCGUCUCUGCUUUCUCUUGCACAAAUGUUUGGUUUCACUCCUAAGCAAGUCAGACCAACAUGGGUAUUGAUCGUUGCAGCCGUCCUCCCUUUGGUCCCAUACUCAGCGAACAUCGUCGCAAUUCGCAACGCUCAACUGGAGGCUCAGAUCUUUAGUGAAAGUAACUCGCAUCCUGUCGAGGUUUUAUUCAACCGAUCUAAAAUCGAGUUUCAACAAAUGUUAGCGCGACAAUCUACCACUUUUGAGAUGGCAUCUAGAGAAUACCGAUCCAGAUAUGGUCUGGACCCACCACCAGGGUUUGAAGGCUGGUUCCAACUGGCAAGAUCCCUUGAGUCUCCCUUGAUUGAUGAUUUCGAUACGAUACAUAAAUCAAUAUCCCCAUUUAGAGAUUUUAGUGGGAAGGAACUUCAAAAGGUAAUUUAUCAAGCCCAAACUCUUCAAGGAAUGGAUUUAUGGCUAUGCCGAUUCUCCAGUGCAACAUCGAAAACGGAAUGCAGUCAUCCCCGACGAAAGUUUGACCGGCACAUCUCACAAAUGUUCAAUAAUAUUCUUGUGAACGCAACGGGGCUUCCUGAUGUCGAGUUUCUGGUUAACCACAUAGAUGAACCCAGAGUCCUUGACCACUUGCAUCAAGAUGGGGGGAUCAGUGUUGAUAACCAUAGCCACAUGCCUGUCUGGGAUUUAGUGACAAAAGGCUGUAACUCAAUGAAUGGUGGGGCAAAAGAUGAGAGUGGUGUCAACACAUUUGGAUUGCCAUUUGUUACGAAUAUUUCUUCAGCCCAAGAUCUAUGUAAGCAUCCUGAUUACCAAGGUCGCCAUGGCCUCACAUCAAGUCCUGUCUCUUUUCGGCCCAUCACUGGACCCCUUCCGGUACUCUCAACUGGUACCCUUUCCACAAUGAGGGACAUUUUGUUUCCGAGCCCUGCUUAUACGGAGAACGAGUUCAUAUAUAACGAGACAUAUGAUAUUGAAUGGGAUUUGAAGCGCAAUAAUCUCUACUGGGCUGGGUCGACUACAGGAGGGUACGCAACGGAUUCCAAUUGGCAACUCUUCCACCGACAGAGAUUUGUGGAAAUAGCACAAAACCUACGGAAGAAUAACUCCUACCUCAGGGUUAAAGAUGGCGUUGCCAAGCGUGUGAGGUCGUCCUUUCUCAACGGAAGACUGUUCAAUGUUGCUUUUACACGUAUCUUUCAGUGUGAAAGACAAUCUUGCAGGGAUCAAGAUGCAUAUUUCGGGACCAAGUCAUGGGUCGACAAGGACGAAGCACUUAAGUCGAAACUCGCGUUCGAUAUCGACGGUAAUGGUAUUAGUGGUCGCUUUUAUAAGUUGCUUGCUUCAAGAUCAGUGCCGCUGAAGCAGACGCUUCUUCGGGAAUGGCAUGACGAUCGCCUUGUACCCUGGCUACACUAUGUACCUGUUAGUCAGAGCAUGGAGGAGCUUCCCGAGUUGGUGUCGUUUCUGACACUAACGAGAUCUGGGCAAAUAAUCGCGGAGGAAAUCGCAAUGAACGGUCGGGAGUGGUUAUUGCUGGAAAUGGCAAGACUCCAGGACCUAGGGCGCAUACCAGAUAAUUAA